GCUGCAGACGUCUUAUGCGUACAUUUGAUUAUAAGAAGUGAGCUGAAGCAUAAGUCCCAACCGGAUUUACUGGAGUUCGUGUGCUGUCCUAAAACCACACUUUACUUCUUCACUUGUAGAUUUUCUUAUUAGUCUUUUUCUCCGGACUUUACGAAGACCAGAAGUUGUACCGGCGAUGUCUUUCGUUAGAGAUUUCUACCACGUGGAGAUAGACAGGAUUGGGCAAGGAAAGAGGGUUCUAAAGCCACCGGGUGGAGCCAAUAGUAAUAUUUUCAAUACUUCUAACGAUAACGACCAACACUAUUCUCUAAGUCCUCGUAGGGUCAAGAACCACAUGCAAUCUAGCAUAUUUAGCCAAGAUGACGACAUCACUAAUACGCCCUUAUCACAACAGAGGAGACAGAAUCAAGAUAGUGACAGUCAGAACAGACUUUUUGGACCCCCAGAAGAAAAUAGCUCACCAAGGAAGGUCAUUGAUCGGUUAAAGUCAAAUAUAUUUUCUGAUAAUGAACCAAUUACUCAGUCUCCGAAUUCUAGAAAAUAUGGUCCAACUCGUCGUAACCCACUUACCGGAGAAGAAGAAACGGAAGAUGAUGUUAAGGCCAAUGGGCAAAACAAUGAAAUUGGAGUAGAUUCAGAAAAUCGGUAUUCUGAUAUGAAAUCAGCGACGCCCGAGAAAUUGAAAGCACGAACUAAAAUCCCACCAGGUGGAGUUUCAUCCGGAAUAUUUUAGUCACUUAGAGAGCGAACCGGGUUUGAAUCUAUUUAAGGCAUAUUUCCGAGUAUAUGAUUUUGAAAUAUAGAUUGAGAUUUAAGUUUAAUAGUUUGAGAAUUAAGCAUUUAAAUUUCACUGCGUACUUUUAUUCAGGAUUUUACAGUUUAAUUAAAAUUUGUGAUUAAUAGCACUAGCACCCAACUAUUACGUUCAUUACAGAAAGCCACUAUAUUUUAUUCUCUGGCGGAAAGAGAAUGAAGCUCUAUAACAUUCUUUUCAUCCAUAGAGAUUGGAAAAAAAUGUUCUCUAUAAUAUGUGCACGAAGUUUAAUAUAUUAAGUUAAUUAUACCAAAGGUUUGGGAAUUAGACGUUUGACAUUUCAGAAUAUGAUUUUAGUGUCUCAUACUUUAUGUAUCUUUUUUUUUUCGUACUUUUUAUCAGUUUUAGAGAGUUGUAUUAUAUUAACCGUCAAUAUGUUUUAUAAACAUUGUGUUAGAGCACUUUUAGGUUUUGUUGUCUCUUUAAAAACUGUGGGUUGCCCGACUUUUCGAAAUAAAAUAUUUUCAAAAUGAAAA
Messenger RNA from Limulus polyphemus (Atlantic horseshoe crab), 1290 nucleotides. RefSeq names its product microtubule-associated protein Jupiter-like. Gene Ontology annotation, cellular component: nucleus. The transcript is spliced from 5 exons. Bases 176 to 733 code for a protein of 185 amino acids. NCBI's taxonomy places the organism in Eukaryota, Metazoa, Arthropoda, Merostomata, Xiphosura, Limulidae. The record is from RefSeq and is a predicted model, not a curated record.